Messenger RNA from Capsicum annuum, 1269 nucleotides. RefSeq names its product remorin 4.2. Lineage: Eukaryota; Viridiplantae; Streptophyta; Magnoliopsida; Solanales; Solanaceae. The transcript has 2 exons. The record is from RefSeq and is a predicted model, not a curated record. The coding region runs from base 246 to 1136 and encodes 296 amino acids.
ACUAAUUUCUUGAACUUUCCUCGUAUAUUUCCCCAAUUUCCACUCUAACAUGCAUGGGUGGUUCAUAUCACUUUGACCAUAUAUUUCUUUGAUUAAUAACUAUAGUACAAAAAAAAUCAUGUUGCUCUUUUUUCUCUUUUCUUUUCACCAAUUUUCUUCAUCUUCUUCAUCCACUACUAUGAUCAUCCUACCAAAUAUACACUAAAGAAAACUAUAUAGUAAAAUCCAUAUACAAAGAUAUUAACAUGUCAAAUGAUCAAAGAGCUCUAGUCUUAUCGAGCAUCAUCAACAACAAUAAUAAUAGAGAACACGAUCGCGUAGAUCAUCAACAUGAGUAUCAGAGUCAGGAUCAGGAUCAGGAUCAGGAUGGUCGAGAUAAUGAUGAUCAUAUUAGAGACAUCCAUGCUCUAACACCACCACGACCACCACCACUACCAAAUAUUAAUCGCGUAACGCGAUCAUCAUCAUUGUCAUCCUCAGAGUUAGCUCCAAGUGUUGAGAAUUUCACAACAAUGAGUAGAGAAUUCAAUGCUUUAGUACUUGCUGGAUCAUCAUCUUCUACAAACAACAACAACAACAACAACAUUGGUACAAGUAGUAGUCAUGAAGUUGAAGGUACAAUCAAUAAUAAUUUGGGACGUAUUUUCGAAGAGGAGACUAUAGUUGAAGAAAAUAAUCCUUUAGCUAUCGUAGCUGAUAAUACGAUUAAUGAUGAUAAUAAUAAUAAUAAUAAUAAUAGUAGUAAUGUUUAUUCGAACCCUAGUCAACAAGGCGAAGUGAUUGUACAUAGAGUGAAGAAAGAGGAAGUUGAAUCAAAGAUUAAUGCAUGGCAAACUGCAAAAAUUGCUAAGAUUAAUAAUAGGUUUAAACGUGAAGAUGCUGUGAUUAAUGGAUGGGAAAAUGAAGAAGUUCAAAAGGCUACUUCUUGGAUGAAGAAAGUUGAGAGAAAGUUGGAGGAGAAAAGAGUAAAAGCACUAGAAAAGAUGCAAAAUGAUAUAGCAAAUGCAAGAAGAAAGGCAGAAGAAAGAAGAGCAUCAGCAGAAGCAAAAAGAGGAACAAAAGUAGCUAGAGUUCUUGAAUUAGCCAAUUUGAUGAGGGCAGUUGGUAGAGCUCCAGCCAAACGUUCCUUCUUUUAAAUUAUACAAAAAAAAAAAAAAAAUUGAUAAAUGAUACUUUUGGGCUUGUUAUAUGUUAGUUUAUACCUAAAUAGACAUAUUCAGAAGUUAAACGUUGUGAGUUCUGAAUUGAGAGAGUUUGUUUUGAAAUGUA